Messenger RNA from Fonticula alba, 804 nucleotides. RefSeq names its product co-chaperone GrpE. The transcript has 5 exons. The record is from RefSeq and is a predicted model, not a curated record. NCBI's taxonomy places the organism in Eukaryota, Rotosphaerida, Fonticulaceae. Gene Ontology annotation, molecular function: protein homodimerization activity; protein-folding chaperone binding; adenyl-nucleotide exchange factor activity. The coding region runs from base 73 to 804 and encodes 243 amino acids. Gene Ontology annotation, biological process: protein folding; protein import into mitochondrial matrix. Gene Ontology annotation, cellular component: PAM complex, Tim23 associated import motor.
CGAACGCACGGUCACCCAUCGCUCCCUCCCCCCUCCCCCAUCGCCGCAGGCCUUCUCCCCCUUUUCUUCACCAUGCUCGCCAUCGUCUCCCGUGCCACCGCCGGCCACGCCGCCCGCCGCGCGGCCGCCAUCGCCCCGGCUGCCCGCCGCACUUUCUUCUCCACCUCCUCGGCCAACACCUCCGGGGAGAAGCCCGCGGACGAGGCCGCCGCCGCUGGUGGCGCCGCCGCCGCCGCCGCCGCCGCUGAGCCCGGCGCCGAGGGUGCCGCCGCCGAGGGCGCCGUCGCCGAUCACCCGAGCGUUGCCGUCAUUUCCGGCCUGGAGACCCGCGUCAACGAGCUCCAGACCCAGAACAAGGAGCUGGAGGACAAGUUCCUCCGCGCCCUUGCCGAGACUGAGCAUGUCCGCCAGCUCGGCCGCCGUGAGGUCGACAAGCAGAAGCUCUUCGCCAUCCAGGGCUUCUCCAAGGACCUCCUCGAGACCGUUGACGUCCUCGAGCUGGCCCUCGCUUCGGUUCCCGAGGCCGAGCGCACCAGCGACGACAACCCCCACCUGAAGAACCUCUACGAGGGCCUCUCCAUGGCCGACAAGGAGCUCCGCAAGGUCUUCGCCAAGUAUGGCCUCGUCCAGCACGACCCGAUGGGCCAGCCGUUCGACGCCAACAUCCACGAUGCCCUCUUCGAGAUGGACCACCCCGAGUGGGCCCCUGGCACCGUGGCCUACGUCCAGCGCAAGGGCUUCACCCUGCAUGACCGUCCCAUCCGCCCGGCCCAGGUCGGUGUCGUCCGCCGCGCCCCCGAGUAA